GGGACGUAUUAUGUUAUACCCCCUGUGUCCGUCUGUCCCUUCGUCCGUUAGCAAUUUCGUGUCCGCUCUGAACUCUUGAACUUCUCGAAGGAUUCGUUUCAAAUGUUUACCACAUCAAGACGACGUGUAAAGUGCACGUUUUGGAUGUCCCGCUUCAAGGUAAAGGUCACAGGGAUCAAAGGUCAUAUCAAUUUUGUUUCGUGUCCGCUCUGUUACUCUUGAACGGUUUUAAGGAUUUCAAAGAAACUUGGCACAAAAUUUAAUGUUCACCACACCGAGACGACGUGCAGAGCCCUGUUUCGGGUGAUUCACUUCAAAGUGACAAUUAGGGGUCAAAGGUCAUACAUGAUUUUGCUUUGUGUAUAUUGCUCUGCAUUGCAGAGAUCUUGUUUUUAUUUGGCAGACUCCUUUUUUUUCACCUACAAUAUUUUUAUUUGAUUACUUCCCUUUUAUGUUACUAUAGAUAGCUUAUUUUGAAACAUCUUUUUUUUAUCAUUAGCCGUAGGGAAAAACCGAGACCACUCUUCUGUGGUACAAAAUGGAUUGUACCUCCAAUAUAAAGGUUAUUUUGACAUACCUGUAUCUGGUAAGAGUUUUCUUGUGGGCCCAUAAUAUUUUUUGUGGACUCUAAUAUUUUUGAACUUCUUCCCUUUGUUGUUCCUGUCCUUUGGGCUUCAACAGUCAAGUUCUGUAAAUUUUGCUCCCAUUCUCUGAUGUAACCCUUCGGGGGUAUAUUGGCUGUUGUUGAUGCUUGUGCAGACUUGCGAUAGUUCUACCUAUCGUACCACACGUGCAUUAUCUGGACAAAGGUUAUAGUGCGAAAUAUAUUAGAGAAAAUACGGUUUUAUAUUCAGUCUGCUUCGUUGUUAUUUCUGCUGCGUCUAUUAUAUAUGUAUAUACGAGUCCUUCUUGAACCUUUGUUUGGGUUCGGUUAGUGUUGUAUAUUUCGUUACCUUUUAAUCUAACUGAGUCGGGGAUUGUGUUUUAUCGCUUUUUAUGCAUAAUAUUAUUGUAUUUUUAUUUUUGUAUUUAAUAACAUUAACUUUCUUUUCAUUUUCCAAACGACUGCCCAAAUCCAUCAAUUAAUCCAUAUCUGUUUGAAGUUCUGGAUAGAAGAAAUGAGACAGAGGUUGAUAUAUCCACUAUUAACCAUUUCCCCGAUGAAACAGUCUUAAGUUUUUUCUCCACGAACUGGAAUUGUAAUCUCGCUUCCCAACUUCAGUGUGAUAAUGGCACUUGGAAGGGAAACAUUCAAGACUGUCCUGUUCAACUGGAGCUUCAGUUUGUUGACGGUUCAGACAACGAAGGUAUUGUUGAAGCGGAAUUGAAUGGACAGCUUGGUUACAUCUGUGAUGAUGAUUGGGACGAUAAUGAGGCAACAGUUGCCUGCAGAAUGAUGGGAUUUGAAUCUGGUAAAGCUCGAUUUGACAUCAGUUCCAACGCAAACAAGUCUCUACCAAUUUUAUUGGACGAUGUGAAAUGUAGCGGUAAUGAAUCAACGUUGUCUGACUGCACGCACAAUGACUGGGGAAUACAUGAUUGUGCCUACACUGAAGUUGCAGCAAUAGAAUGUUUUGAUAACAGACAUACUAAGCAUAUUGAUGUUCUGAGUAACUACGACUGUGGCAAAAUUCCACUAAAAGGAUUGAAACGAAAAAAACGACAAAGCCGUAUAGUAGGGGGUUUUGAGGCAAUCAAAGGAAUGCAUCCCUGGCAAGUUGGUAUUCAAAGACUGAGAAAAAGAUGGAUCCGCUGGUGUGGUGGAACAAUAAUAAGUAGUCACUGGAUACUGAGUGCUGCUCAUUGUUUUGAUGAUCUGUCAAGACAAAAAGAUGGCAGAGAUGCAAAAAUGAACUAUGAAGACGUUAGAGUAUAUAUUGGGGACCACGACUGGACGGAACAUGAUGAAUAUGAGCAAAUAUUUCAAAUUGAAUAUUUGGUCAAACAUUGGCAGUAUAGUGACAGAGAAUACCCUCCAAAACAUGACGUAGCAUUACUCAAAAUUAGGUCGAAGUCUGGUGAUGGUGCAGUUUUUAAUGAUUACGUGCAGCCAGCAUGCCUACCGGGAGAGAAUGAUCGACUUUAUUAUGAAAUGAAAUGUGAAAUUUCUGGUUGGGGAAGGCGUGCUGAAAAUGGAACAACUUCAAAUGUAUUGAUGUCCGUUGAAGUUCCAAUUGUAGAUGAAAGGAAGUGUGAAGAAUUUUAUAAACACUAUAAUAUUGAUUUACAAAAAGUGUUCUGCGCCGGUGACGUCAUAAUUGGUACUGAUACAUGCCAUGGGGAUUCGGGUGGACCUUUUGUCUGUGAUAUAAAUGAGACAAACACCGUUACUGGAAUAACAUCCUGGGGUGACGGUUGUGGCCGGCCUGAUGCUCUCGGAGUAUACACAAAUGUUGCUGUAUAUGUAAGCUGGAUAAAAGAACAGAUAUCACGUCAUGAUUUAGUAGAACGUUGUGAUCCAGAUGACCUGUCCAAUGCAGUUGUAAAGGAUAAAAAAGGUGAAAGGAUUAGGACGAAGAUACCGAGUGGGACAGAGGUAUACCUUUCAUGUCAAUACGGAUAUGAGUAUUACUCUGAUGGUCAACCUAUGGACAAGCCGGUGAUAAGAGAAUGUGUUAAGGGAACAAUUAUAAAUGCACCAGAUUGCGAGAAAAAACGUUGUGAUCCAGAUGACCUGUCCAAUGCAGUUGUAAAGUAUAAAAAAGGUGAAAGGAUUAGGACGAAGAUACCGAGUGGGACAGAGGUAUACCUUUCAUGUCAAUACGGAUAUGAGUAUUACUCUGAUGGUCAACCCAUGGACAAGCCGGUGAUAAGAGAAUGUGUUAAGGGAACAAUUAUAAAUGCACCAGAUUGCGAGAAAACUGUCGUAUACCUGAUAAGUGUGAAAACAGCUUACUAUAUAUUGUUUGGCGAAGGGACAGAUGCUAAUGUGUAUAUUACUCUGCAUGGAUUGAGAGGGGAAACAGAGAAAAUGUAUCUUGAAGGAUCGUUUGAAGCUGGUAAUCUGGACGAGACAAGAGUAAAAGCUAAAGAUGUCCGCCCGGUUACCAGUGUUGUGAUAGGGCAUGACGGUAGUGGCAGUUAUCCUGAUUGGUUACUUGAAUACGUUUCAAUAUACGUAGAUAAUAUGAAGGAAUAUUACGUCUUUAGGCAUAAUGACUGGGUGAAGGCGGAAAGAGAUGUUCGUUUGCAUAGACAAGUACUGGAUCAACAAACGUGCAUCGAUUCAUUUGAUAGUGGUCAUAAGUGGUGGCCAAGAUGGAGUUCAAUAAGAUCAGAAGACAAGUAUAAUAUAAGCAGUCAUCGAAGAAUGUCACUGCGAGCGUGUAAACAAGCGUGCAUCAACCUACAGGACAUGCAGUGUAAAGCAGUGAUGUAUAGCAACGAUCAUAAAAGUUGCUAUGGUUUGGCUGUAUCCGAUACAUCCUAUUUUACAAAUCAUAGAACAUGGAAUUCACCAGUGUAUUUACGAACAUGCAAACAGUUUGAUUGAAAAACAGUUAUAGCAAAGUGAGCGAUUGUUAAUGAAAUGAUUAUUUGAUCCUGAAUAUAUUUCUAUUGUUCUAUACCAAUGACAGUGAUGAUAAAAUUUUGUGACUUAAAGCUAUAUUAUGCUCAGGUUCAAAAUUGAAAAUAUGAGCCAUUAAGUACUAUACAGUAAAUAUGUAAAUUUAAAGUAACAUGUUUUUUUAUUUUGUGUUUCAGUUUUGUGCGUUAAAUGAAAUAAAUGUAUAAGUGAACAAAAAAAGAAUAGGUAAUAUAUUAAAAUCAGAAGUCAUUUGUUGUAGAUGCAGAUGGGAUUAUCCGGUUCAAGUGUUUAUUGUUUUGGUAGUAACGAUGCUCUGCCAGUCCGUUGUGACCGGUGUGCAAGUUUGGCAGUGACUUUAUGGCAUUUAGUGUUUUGCGACUACAAUUUAUAAAUAACAUUUAACAUUUAGCCAAAUUACAUAUAUUUCAUGAGGAUUCCAUAGACUUAAAUCAAUAUGCAAUAAUAAAAUAUUUAGCAACAAAUGAGCACAGUACAUCUUAUAUAAAUCGAAUUAAACGUAUUCUCUACUCAA
Messenger RNA from Mercenaria mercenaria, 4061 nucleotides. Its product is annotated as neurotrypsin-like. The transcript is spliced from 12 exons. Gene Ontology annotation, cellular component: membrane. The record is from RefSeq and is a predicted model, not a curated record. NCBI's taxonomy places the organism in Eukaryota, Metazoa, Mollusca, Bivalvia, Venerida, Veneridae. Bases 1394 to 3493 code for a protein of 699 amino acids. Gene Ontology annotation, biological process: proteolysis. Gene Ontology annotation, molecular function: serine-type endopeptidase activity; protein binding.